UAAGGACGUCACCGUACAGAAUACGAUCUUAAAAGAGAAAUUAUAUGAAAUAUAAUUUAAGUAAUCCAAAAAAGUAUGAUAUUGACAAAGUUGUUUGAAUUACUGCAAGUUUUGUCUCACUCAUGAAAGAAAAACGCUUUCACAAUACAUAGAAUUACAUUACAUAGAAAACAAGCCGAGGUUAGCGUUGAGUUAGAUCUGCGGUUUAUUGCCAAACAGGGUAGAAUGAUAAAAUCAUGGAGCGUGGGUGUGAACGAGGAUAUGUAUGGUGAUUGUUGAUAUUCACAAUGAAAAACUGACUUCAACUCGACAGUGGAACACCGAAUUAUUUCUUCCUGCGACGUACUACGAAAAUACUCUGCGAAAAUGUAUAAAAUUAUCAUUACUUUUCUUGUUAUUAUCUCUUUAAUACGAGGAGAAGAUUACUAUGAGAUUCUUGGUAUAAGCAGAUCAGCUGGACAGGAUGAAAUUCGAAAAGCUUUCAAGAAGCUGGCUAUUAUCUACCAUCCCGACAAAAAUACUGAUGAUCCAGAUGCACACGAUAAGUUCGUUCGAUUAACAAAAGCUUAUGAGACGUUAAAGGAUAAUGAUUUAAGAAAAACAUAUGAUCUUUUUGGAGAAGAUAGCUUUAAAAAAUCUAAUAAACAAACCUAUUAUUCUUCGAGUUAUUAUCAACACAGUUUUAUAUAUCAAUAUGAUGAAAAUGUUGUUUAUUUGACAAAAAAUGAUUAUUUUGAGAGCAUUAUUAAUUCUGACUCAAGUUGGUUUGUAAACUUCUAUUCUCCAAUGUGCAGCCAUUGUCAUCACUUAGCACCAGUUUGGAGAAAGGUUGCUAAAUUACUUAAUAGUGUCAUGAAAAUUGCAGCAGUUAACUGCGAAUAUGAUAGGAUGUUAUGUCAUCAAGUGGGAAUCCAUGUCUAUCCUACAUUGCUUUAUUUUAAUAAGCAUUCACAAAAUGGAGUACAUUACAAUCAGGAAAGAACACAACAGGCUAUUAUACAUUUUGCAUUGAAUAAAUUAAAUAUUCAAAUACCUGAAAUAAACGAAUCUCAGUGGGAGUUGUUUUUACGUGGCAAGAAUAUUGUCCAAAGACCCAUGUUAAUUUUUAUUUGUGGUGUCCAAGGGAAUUGUUUCACUUCUAAUGAAAGACUUAUAGUAGGAGCUACAUUUGAUAAACUUAUUGAUGUAAGAAUGUUUACAUGUGAGAGUGACAGUUGUCAUGAUAAAAUAUCUCAUAAUAUAUAUGCUGUUUAUCUACCAACAUAUAAUAUAUCUUUUUGGGAGCCUAUAUUCUUUAAUAGCAUAUCUGACAUAAAAACAUUAAUAGAAGAACUCUCAAGCCAAUUGCCUAAUCCACAGGAGUUAUCUAAUAAUGACUUUGAGCAUAUUAGGAAAGCAAAGUCCAAUGUUAUUUGGCUCGUAUGCUUUUACUUCGACGAUGUAAGCUUACUAGAUUUGAAUUUGCAAAUAAAGAAGCUUUCAGCCAGUAUUAAUAUAGGUAAAAUAAAUUGUGACAGAUAUAGAGAUCUUUGUUCUAAAUUGAGUUCUAAAGUCAAUGUAUUGAAUUAUCCAAUGUGGGGUGUGAUUAAACCAGGUGGAACAUUUGAACUGAACCACGGAAAGAAUAUGAAAAAUGAUAUUCUUAAGUUUACGCAAUUUAGUAUGAAAGCUACAAACUUUAGAACUCUGUUUGUAGAGGAGGCGUUAUCGAUAUUACAAAAGAGAGAUGAAGCAUGGUUUCUAAAUUGGUUUACACCGCAGUAUCCACUUUGUAUAGAGUUUUUGUUGGAACUUCGAAAGGCAUCGUUAGAAUUUGACCCGUCGAAAAUCCGUUUUGGUACUAUUGAUUGUACCGUUCAUACUACGUUAUGCCGUCAAUACAAUAUCCAACAUUAUCCUACGUCAAUGCUUAUAAAUGGUAGCGAUAUACAUCAGUUCACGUCGAAAAUGACAGCUACGUAUGUUAUUCAAUUGAUUCGCGAAAAAAUAAAUCCAUCAGUUAUAGAACUAACAUCGAAAAAUUUUAAUCAUAAAUUGGCGAUGAAGACAAGUAAAGUUAUGUGGAUCGUUGAUUAUUUUGUAUCAUGGUGUGGACCGUGUCAAAAAUUAGCACCUGAAUGGAUAACUGUUGCAAAAUCGCUGAAUAAUUUAUCGUUUGUGAAAGUGGCUAGCGUAAAUUGUGAGACUGAGGCUUCCUUAUGCCAGUCUCAAGGUGUACGUUCUUAUCCCAACAUUAGAUUGUAUCCGUUAGGAAGCGAGGGACUGAGUACAGUCGCGUUGUACAAUGGACAACGAGAUUCAUUAUCUAUAUUAACAUGGAUAACAAUGUUCUUCCCGAAGAAAGUUUAUGAUUUGCAGUCCUCUAACUACCGGAAGUCAUUGGAUAGCAAGCACAUAUGGAUCAUCAAUUUUUAUUUACCGCGUUGUUGGUAUUGUCAAAAAAUGGAACCCGAGUUUGCAAUUGCUGCUCAGUUGCUGGACAAAGUAAAAUUUGGAAAAGUUAAUUGUAUGUAUGGAUGUGCACAGAUACACUCUUUUCCGACCUUAAUGUUAUAUAAUUCUAAGCAUACAAAAGAAAGUAGGCAUGGCGGUAUUAAACUUGAUGCGACGACGGCUGAGGAGAUCAGGGAUAAAAUUUUAGGAAUUAUUAAUUCUCGCGCAAAACAUGAUGAACUGUAAUAGACAAAGUGCCUAAAUUGAAUUUAGAACUUUUAUUUUAUCGUUACAAUCAUACAUAAAUUCUUUCUUUAAAAUAAAUACAAAUAAA
Pogonomyrmex barbatus (red harvester ant) is the source of this 2767-nucleotide messenger RNA. Its product is annotated as endoplasmic reticulum disulfide reductase DNAJC10-like. The record is from RefSeq and is a predicted model, not a curated record. Gene Ontology annotation, cellular component: endoplasmic reticulum lumen. Lineage: Eukaryota; Metazoa; Arthropoda; Insecta; Hymenoptera; Formicidae. Gene Ontology annotation, molecular function: protein-disulfide reductase activity; misfolded protein binding; oxidoreductase activity, acting on a sulfur group of donors, disulfide as acceptor. Gene Ontology annotation, biological process: IRE1-mediated unfolded protein response.